This is a messenger RNA of Entelurus aequoreus (snake pipefish), 3030 nucleotides long. RefSeq names its product sorting nexin 27b (gene snx27b). Bases 159 to 1919 code for a protein of 586 amino acids. Lineage: Eukaryota; Metazoa; Chordata; Actinopteri; Syngnathiformes; Syngnathidae. The transcript is spliced from 13 exons. The record is from RefSeq and is a predicted model, not a curated record. Gene Ontology annotation, molecular function: protein binding; phosphatidylinositol-3-phosphate binding. Gene Ontology annotation, biological process: intracellular protein transport; signal transduction. Gene Ontology annotation, cellular component: early endosome.
UCCUGUCGGCAUUUUCCGCCGCUCUCCGGCCAGUAAACCAGCACAGCUGAUUAGACUGCUGCCGAUUAGCAUGCUGCUUCUCCCUAGCCCACGCCGCUCUGUCGUCUGUUAUCUCGUGUGUUCCUCGCCGCGGCGGAUGGCACGGAUGUGGUAAACAAAUGGCAGAUGUCAAGGGACAGUUGGGCUUUCCCUCGUCGCUCCCUCAACACUCGGCGAGUCACGGCACGGGGAGCGGCGAUGUUACGCCGGACGCCGGUUGCGGCGGCGGCGGCUUCCGGAGCCCGGGAACCGACGUCACUGCGGGACCGCGCCUCGUCCGAAUUGUGAAGUCCGACUCGGGCUAUGGCUUCAACGUGCGCGGCCAAGUCAGCGAAGGGGGCCAACUCCGAAGCAUCAACGGGGAGCUGUACGCUCCGCUGCAGCAUGUCAGCGCGGUCCUACCGGGGGGUGCCGCCGACAGAGCCGGCAUAUCAAAGGGGGACAGGAUCCUUCAAGUUAACGGAGUGAACGUGGAGGGCGUGACGCACAAGCAGGUCGUGGAUCUGAUCAGGGCCGGUGAUAGCGAGCUGGUUCUGGCUGUGCUCUCAGUUCCGCCUCAGGAAGCGGACUGCCUGGACCUAGGAGACGACAGCUCGGCCCAGUUCUGCUACGACUACUCAGACAAGCAGGCCGUCCCCAUCUCUGUGCCCAGCUACAAACACACUGAGCUCAACCAGGAGAAGUUUGUGGUAUAUAAUGUCUACAUGGCGGGAAGGCAGCUGUGCGCCAAACGCUACCGGGAGUUUGUGAUUCUUCACCAAAACCUCAAGAAAGAGUUUGCCAACUUCACGUUCCCCAAGCUCCCUGGGAAAUGGCCAUUUACUCUGUCCGAGCAGCAGCUUGAUGCACGGCGUAGAGGCCUUGAGGAAUAUCUUGAGAGAGUGUGCUCUGUGAGGGUUAUUGGGGAAAGCGACAUCAUGCAAGAAUUCCUGUCUGAGUCGGAUGAGAACUAUAAUGGAGUGUGGGAUGUGGAGUUGAGAAUAGCAAUGCCUGAUCAGACCACACUCACUGUGCGGGUUCGCAAAAAUUCCACCACAGACCAUGUCUACCAGGCUGUCUUCAUGAAACUAGGGAUGGAUAGCAUCACGGCUAGCUACUUUGCACUGUUUGAGGUCAUCAACCACACCUUCUUACGCAAACUCGCCCCCAAUGAGUUCCCCCACAAGCUGUACGUGCAGAACUAUACCUCGGCAAUCCCAGGAACCUGCCUCACCCUGCGGAAGUGGCUCUUCACUACGGAGGAGGAGAGCUUGCUCAAUGACAACCAACUUGCCGUCUGUUACUUCUUCCACCAGGCUGUGGAGGAAGUGACGAAAGGUUCCGUCAAAGUGGAGCAGAAGUCCUAUCAGCUACAGAAGCUGGCAGAGCAGCAGAAGAUGUCCAUUGUAAACACUAAAGACUAUCUGAAUCUGUUGAGGGGCUGCGAAGGCUACAAUCAAAUCUUGUUCCCUCACUGCUCCUGUGACUCCAGACGCAAGGGCCACGUCAUUGCGGCCAUCAGCAUUCAGCACUUCAAGCUGCAUGCCUGCAACGAGGAGGGGACACUUGAGAACCAGGCGAUAGCCUUUGAGUGGGGGGAGAUGCAGAGAUGGGACACGGACGAAGAGGGCAUGGCCUUUUGCUUUGAGUAUGCGCGCGGGGAGAAAAAACCACGCUGGGUGAAGAUAUUUACACCUUAUUUCAACUACUUGCAUGAAUGCUUCGAGAGAGUUUUCUGUGAGCUAAAGUGGAAGAAGGAGUUGUCCACAGGUGGAGGAGGAGGCCACAGACCAAGACAACAGGAACUGCUCCAACGACGGCAUGUGCGGCAAGAAUAUCUUCCAGCUGUUGAGGCAUCGAAGGGAUGGAGGCGCCCGGCGAGAGAGAUUGUUACCUCUUGACCACACGCCAGCAUCCCCCACUCUGCUUAGCCCGGCACUUCUGUAAAAACUCAAGAGACAUACAAGUCAGCAUUUACGCUCCUCUCCACUCCACAUUCAUGCGAACAUCUGCAAAAGAACAAAGCAUAUAGUGAACUCCUGCACAUAGUCAGGAAGGACUUGAGUGAAACAUGGACAAAGCGAGGUAAGUCAACCUCAUAGACUAAAACCACAGUCCUUACUGGAUGGAAAAAGGGAAACAGUUGACAAGGAAUCAUCAAGCAGCGGAACAUUUUGUCAAUCAUUUGUUUAGUUGUGUAUUGUGUAUAGGAGAAGAUAGGAAGAUGUGAGCACACAGACCUCUAAAAUGGCGCCACACUCUAUCUACAAAUGUUUAAAACCUACAAAUGUGUGAGGUGACAUUUGUGAUGGUUAUAGUAAAUGCUUUAAAACUUUUUUUUUUUAAAUGCACCCCCUAAAAACUGCUGCCCUGGGCAAUUGUCUAGCACCGCCAGUGCGCAUGAAUAUGCACACCCUAUACGACUGAAGCACCUUUUGGCUCACAACAAAAUAUUAUUUCACAUGGACUUAAAGGUUUCAUAUUACAGUAUUUUUCAGCAAUGUUAAGCAAGUCUAAGAAGUCACACAGGAUUGUAUUGUCCAAAAUGUCUUCUUGAUGCUGGAAUUUAGACAUGUUGAUAGUGCUUUAGUGUGUGUCUUUAGCCUUAAUGCUAACGCAUUGUUUGUCCACGCCUGUCUCCAAGAAGCACUAUUGUGCACUUUAUCCACUUUUGACAUAUACACUGUAACUCAGCACUUAAAGGGGAACUGCACUUUUUUGUGGAAUUUUGCCUAUUGUUCACAAUCCUUGUGAAAAACAUGUUGUUUUUUUGAAAUUGUUUAAAUGCAUUCUAAAUAGUAAAUAAAUGCUUUCAAAAGUCCGCUUACAAUUGAGCCUAUAGGAGUCGCCCUUAAAAAAACAUUCAGACACCUCCAAUAAGGUUUUAUAUACAUGCUGUUAGUAGGCUUAUUAUAGUAACAUUCACUUUUUUAGAAUCACUGAUUACUGCUCACUGCAGACUUCAUUAGAGCCAACAAACAUAAUAAAACAUCACUUACUGUACAAGGUCUG